This is a messenger RNA of Dentiscutata erythropus, 429 nucleotides long. NCBI's taxonomy places the organism in Eukaryota, Fungi, Glomeromycota, Glomeromycetes, Diversisporales, Gigasporaceae. The record is from the annotation of a GenBank genome assembly.
CCUGAUGGUCAAUUCGUUGAAAUUGAUAGUAAUACCUUUUUCUCCAAAACAAAGAAGGGUAAUCAUAUUCCCCGUGCAGUGUUUGUUGAUUUAGAACCUACAGUCAUUGAUGAAGUUCGUAAUGGUACCUACCGUCAAUUGUUCUGCUCGGAACAACUAAUUACUGGCAAAGAAGAUGCCGCAAACAACUAUGCCCAUGGUUAUUACGCUAUUAGGAAAGAAAUCAUUGAUCUAGUUCUCGAUCGUGGUACUGGUUCUGGAUUGAGUUCUUUGCUUUUAGAACAUCUCACUGACGACUAUGAAAAGAAGUCUAAACUAGAUUUUUCUAUUUAUCCUGCGCCGCAAGUCUUAUCAGCAAUUGUCGAACCCUAUAAUUCUAUUUUGUCAACUCAUAUCGCAAUGGAGCAUUUGGAUUGUGCUUUCAAUUAA